AUGAACAAUUUAGAAAAAAUUUUCUACGCGGGUCCCGUAACAUCCUUAUGUUUUCAUAAUGACAUAAUAUUAUUGUCAGGUCAAGGUCCUUAUUUAAAAGCCUUUUAUGUUCCGACUGGCAAAUUAUUAUUUAGUUAUCCUAUUAUAGAAUACUGGAGAAUAUAUCGAAUUGUACCAGUUAGGUCUGUAAAGAAAGAAAUAAUUGUAGAUAAAAUCAAUACUGCUGGUGAGCCAUGUUAUAUUAAUAUUAUCAAAGAGCAAAGAUUAUUGGCUAUAUAUGGAUCAAAAACUAUUCAAUUUGUUAAUUUAAAUAUAAAUUAUUUUAUGGAUAGUCACGAACUACCUAAAAUUUCAAUUUCUCUUGAGUCGAGAUUGUCGCCUUUAAGAGAUUGGAUUCAUGAUGUCAACUGGUUGUAUGACAACUUGGACAAUUCAAUGUUUACACAUACUAAAUCUAGAGACGAUGUUGAAUCCACAAUUUUUGAAAAUAAUCCGAGAGAUUUAGCAAUAGCUUUUGCUCAUAAUUUUGUUGAAAUUUGGAAUAUCCAAAAUAAAGUUUGCGUUUAUUCCAUACAAUGCGAAGAACGUUGCAUAUUGUAUUCUGCGAGAUUCUUUGGUGAAACUCGGAAUGAGUUGAUAUUGGCAUCUGGCACAGUAUUUAAUCAAGUUCAUUUGUGGGACGUUAUGAAGAAAAAUGAAUCCGGAGAUGGGUUUGUAUAUAAAAAGCUCCUUGGACAUGAAGGUGUCAUAUUUGGAGUAAGAUUCAGUGAAGAUGGAAAAACUCUAGCCUCAGUAUCAGAUGAUAGAACCGUUCGUAUUUGGAAGACUGAUAAGAAUGACAACUCCAAUCCUCGGGUGUUAUAUGGACAUACGGCACGUGUUUGGGAUGUUCAUAUCAUGAAUGAUUAUCUCAUCAGCAUCUCGGAGGAUUCAACAUGUCGAGUCUGGAAAAAUUCAAUAGAUUCAAAUGACAUUGAUGAUGUAGAUUGUAUUGCUUGUUGGGAAGGUCAUGUUGGAAAGAAUGUUUGGAGUUUGGCAAUUAAUCCUUCCAAGAAAAUCGUUGCUACAGGUGGUGGAGAUUCUGGAAUUCGUUUAUGGUCGCUUCUUACGGUUACAAAUAAUAAAAUAGAUUCUGAUAAGGAUUUAAUCAAAAUCGAAUUACCGCCAAUUGUUUCAUAUGUCGGUUUAGAAGAAAAUGGACAUCCGGCUAGAGAACACGUGAGAAAUUUUGUGCUUGUUGAUUAUUGUACUAUUGUGAUAGCGACUAAUUACGGAUAUAAUCAUGAAAAAAAAGAGUGGUUAUCAUUGUAUAAUUCAAAGGACCUACAAAAUUAUACAAUGAUGAAAGCUUCAACAUGUGGGAGAGUUGUAUGUUGCGGUAGUAUUAAUGGACAAGUGUUUGUUACAAGUGUGAAUCAGAAGUUUCAGACUAUAGAGAAGAAAUUGCAUCAAUUUAAGAUAUUUGAAAUAUUUUUGGAGGAAACUAAAGAUCCUGAUAUUUUAUAUGUGGUUUCCCAUGCAAUUCAUAACGAUAUAUAUUUGUUAAAAUUAGAUUUGAAUUGUAUGGCUGAUUCAGAACCUGUUUUUGAAAUCUUGUAUAAACUCUCUGUACCACCACGAUUUCUUUUAAUGUCUCUCUCGUUCUGUACAUCAUACGAUCUAUUAAUAUGCGGAUCACGCGAAAGCGGGUUAUCUAUCUAUAGCUUCCAUUCAUAUUGUUUGUCCUGUAAAGAAGAAUCUGUAAGAGAAAUAUCUCCGAUUAUAUAUUUAAAGGAAGCACAUGGAAAACAAGCUGUGACAUCUGUUGUUUUAAGAAUGGAUAAAUCGGAACGUAAUGAUGACAAAGAUAACGAAGAGGUAUUAACAAUAUAUACUUCAGGAAGAGAUGGAGGAUACAACAAGUAUAGACUCCGAGGUCUGUCUUCAAAAGAUACUAGAAAAGAAUUAAAGACAAUAGAAAUUGAUGUUGAAUUAUUAAAAAAUGAUAGACCUGGAUCAUUAAAAAAAUGUGGUGAUGAGCUUUGUGAAGAUGCAGAUAGAGAAGAUGAAAUCGGCUGUGAUAAUGUUUCAAAAAAAUCAUCAAAGAAAGAAUUGGUUUCAGAAGACGGAUUGAUUUUAGAAAAAGUAUAUAGAGCAAAGAUUACCAAGGGUUGGUUAGAGAAAGUAAUUUUUGUAGAUGAUGAGCUUAUGUUAUUAGGAUUUUAUCGGAAAAGAUUUUUUGUAUAUAAUGAAGACAAGAAAUUCGAGAUGUUUUCGGUUGCGUGUGGAGGAGCACAUAGGACGUGGCAUUUUAAAGCUAAAGACAAAAGAAUGGACAAGUCAAGCUUCACGUUUAUCAGAAAAGAGAAUAAAGUUCGGCAAAUAAUGAAGGAUUUGACAAAUGCAAAUUACAAGAAAAUUAUCACGGAAGGGAGUGUAGAAUUAUUAACGUAUCCGUUGAAAAUUGAUUUAGGAAGGGACCAAAUGUUCGAUAAUCCAAUACUAUUUGCCACAGGAGCAGAAGACAGUUUAUUAAGGCUUUUUCAAUAUAUGCCCGGUGAGAUAGAAAAUCAUUUGAUUGGUUUGUGCAGCAUAAAGAAGCAUACAUCUGUGAUUAGAAGUAUAGAGUGGAGUUAUGGAAAUGAAUUGUUACUAUUUUCAAGUGGAGCUGGUGAAGAAUUAAGAUGUUGGAAAGUUGAGGCCGGUCUUGAACGCGGUCAACCAGAAAGCAAUUCUUCAUCAAUACCAUUAAUAAAUAUAAAUUGUUUAGAAUGGUCUUAUUGCCCAGCUGUUAGUAAAAUUCCAGAAACUAGAAUUAUGGAUAUUUCUGUUUGUCCAAUUAGCCCAUCAAGGGGAUUACAUGUUAUUGCUGCUGUGUAUUCUGAUUCUGUAUUAAGAAUAUGGCUAUUCGAUGAGAAAAAAAGAAAUUUUUUCUUGAUAGGAGAAGCCAAAUUUCAUACGAAUUGUAUUUUACAAGUUCAGAAUUUAGUCGUUCCAGCAAAAUUACCAGUGGAAAACCCGAAACAAACUUCAAAUACUUUUUGUGGAAUUGUUUUAUUUACUUCUGCAACAGAUGGAAGGGUUGCUAUUUGGGACAUAUCUGGACCCAUUUUUAGUUACUUGGAUUCCUAUAACAAAAAUGACGAGACAGACAUCAAAUUUAAUUCACAAGAUUUGGGUGUGCCAAUUUAUUCCUAUCAAGCUCAUCAAUCUGGGGUAAAUUGUCUUGCAAUACAUCCAAUGUUUAAUUGUGAUAAUAGAUAUAUAAUUGUAACGGGUGGGGAUGAUAACGCGCUCUCAAUCGCUUAUAUCGACAUUUUAUGGAAUAUAAUGGAUGAUGACGAAAGGAUGCAUUUGAUAAUUAAACCUAAUGGUAAAGAGAUCAUGAAAAUGGAAAUGGCGCAUGGAUCAUCCAUUCAAGGUGUUCAUAUGUUAAGUGAUACAAAGAUACUGAGCACGUCACUAGAUCAAAGAUUGAAUUUAUGGGAAGUAGAUUUUUGCAUACCAGAUGAGAUGGAUAAUGCAAAAGAUAAGAUCGAUAUAUAUGAAGGGUUAAAAUUAGUUAAAUCGGAAUUUGUAGAUGUUUGCGAUCCGAAUUCAAUGGACAUUCUUAACAUUAAUGGUUACGUUAAUGUGGCAAUUGCUGGAAUUGGCAUUGAGAUAUUUAAAAUAAGAUAA
Messenger RNA from Funneliformis geosporum, 3657 nucleotides. The record is from the annotation of a GenBank genome assembly. NCBI's taxonomy places the organism in Eukaryota, Fungi, Glomeromycota, Glomeromycetes, Glomerales, Glomeraceae.